Messenger RNA from Brassica oleracea var. oleracea, 406 nucleotides. RefSeq names its product putative defensin-like protein 80. Lineage: Eukaryota; Viridiplantae; Streptophyta; Magnoliopsida; Brassicales; Brassicaceae. The record is from RefSeq and is a predicted model, not a curated record. The transcript has 2 exons. The coding region runs from base 74 to 322 and encodes 82 amino acids. Gene Ontology annotation, biological process: defense response.
CAGAGAUCCAAAUAAAAAAACAUUCACAGGAUUUUACAGAUACCAUAGAAAUAACUUAUUAAAAAAACAAACCAUGGAUGUUCGGAGAUCUCCAUAUGCAUUCAUUGCAGUUUCUGUAAUAGUCAUGUUCUUGAUCCCAGGAUCGGAAGCAAGAGCAAACUUAAAUGAUGAUGUUUGUCCAGGGUUAUGUUUUGCUGGAGCUGACCCAGACUGCAAUACGCUCUGCCGUAACAUGGGGUAUCCUGGAGGCUACUGUUAUAAGGGAGUAACUUGUUGCUGCAACCCUAAAUCCUCUAAAGCCCUUAAUAUUCCUCCUCCUUAAUUUUAUUGUUUGUCAAUCUCAAUUAAUUGAUAUUUUAUAUUAUGAAAUAAACACUAAUAAAGCUCUAAAGUUUUACUAAGACUA